GGCCUAUCUACCCUCCAUGCAGUUCUCCGUGUUACCAUGGCAAUAUGAUGAAGAGGUUGUGCAAUUGGCCAGGAAGUUCGUGAACAUUCAUGAAAGGAUGGUGGCUCCGCGUGUUCUAGAAGCCAUCGAGGACGCCCAGGCAAAUGGCAUACCCUUGAUCCGUCCAAUCUGGUGGCUGGCUCCGGAAGAUGAGGACGCCCUUCAGGUAGACUCGGAGUUUAUGGUGGGAGACUUCUUACUCGUGGCUCCAAUACUAGAGGAUGCUCAGCGACAGAGAAGUAUAUACUUGCCGGAGGGCAAAUGGCGGGAUGAACUUCGUGGUUGUGAGCUAGACGGCAAAACCUGGCUACAAGACUACAGAAUCGAACUAGAUCAAGUGGCUACCUUUGUAAAGUUUUGAACUAUGGACUGAUUAUUCAUAAAUGCUGCUGCAUUCUAACUUAUGAAAUACCCGUUCCCAAAUAUUCUUCCAUCAUCAGGUAAAUUGUUUUGCCUCUGACAUGUUCUACAUAAGUAGGUGUGUUUGUCUUAAGAAUGUUUGAAAUGUUUAUUCUAAUAAGCAGAUGUGAUAUUUUUAUAUCUUGUUACCCAUUGAUAUGUUCUUCACCUUCAUAUUUACACAAGGUUUGAUAAACCGUGACAUGCAAUGCUUACCUGGCUUGCAAUGUGAACUUGCAAUCAAGUGAAUAUGGUUUCCAAGU
Messenger RNA from Liolophura sinensis, 701 nucleotides. Its product is annotated as myogenesis-regulating glycosidase-like. Bases 17 to 400 code for a protein of 127 amino acids. The transcript is spliced from 2 exons. The record is from RefSeq and is a predicted model, not a curated record. NCBI's taxonomy places the organism in Eukaryota, Metazoa, Mollusca, Polyplacophora, Chitonida, Chitonidae.